AGCUAUUCUUGUGUCAUGGCCCCUUUUCCUUGGGCUGAGAUACCUUCCCCCAUGGCCAAGACAUGAUGUUGAUAGAUCCUACUACACUCACGUCCGCCUCACUUUUAUGCAAUAGCCUCUCCCCAUCCACAACCAGAGUGCAAUAUGUCCACACCACUCGAUUCCUUUGCAAGGUUCGACCCCAGGAGUCAGAUAAAAGAUAAUUGCGAGUUCUUCGUAUCUAAAUACGAUGUUGUACAAGUAAUCGAGGCCAAGGUCGCUACAGGAUCCUUUGUGGCGUACGCGGUCCGCUCCAAUGAGAAGUCCCGCGACGCAUUGCUCUGUUCAGAACGCUGCCUCACGGUCCAGGACGCCAUCGAGUCACUGCUCAACAAGUCGUGCGAGGCGGUCCAAAACUAUAUCACCACCAACGGGUUCUCCUACCCCCCAGAUAUCAAGAAGACCAAACUGGACAGCAGCGACGACGAAGAAGAAGAAGAAGACGAUGACAGAGUCGAAGAGAUCGAUGACGAUGAGGAGGAGGAUGACGACGACGCGGACGUGGCGUCUAUCGUCUCCGGCCGAUCCGCGUCGUCCACCGUCGCCCUGUCCUAUUGGGGCAGCGACGAGGAGGCAGCCGCCAUGACGCCCGCUUCAUCCGCAGGCCCCCACGCAAGCCGCGGGAAAGGGCAAAGAUAUAACAGCAACGUCCCGCCUAGACCCCACCGCAGCUACGAAAGUAGCAACCACAGAAACAGCAACAACGGCGGCAGCGGCGUCAGCAGCAACACGGCUAAUUAUGCUAGUAAGCGCCGCUCCAAGCCACCACCUGCAGUAGUAGGCGUAAGCAAGCCGCCAAGCCCGCGCUUCGGUCCCGACGACUCCGACGACGAUGAAGUUGGCAUGCGCGCGCCCCGUAACCGCCCCUUGUCGUCGCCGCCGCCGCGACGCGUCAAGCCUGCUAGGACUUCGCCCAAGACGGUUUACGUCGACAGUUUCGGAUGCGUCGCUAGAUGCGGUGACAGCCCUGUCGUGAGCAACACCCUUAGCACCAGCAAUAGCGCUGGGAAUGCUGCUGGGAAAGCUACGGGUAGUAUGAGUGGUAUGGGUGGUAUCAGCGGUAUAGGCAAUACGUCGUCGACGACCUCGUACCGCCCGCCCCCGCCGCCACCUAGAUGGACCGGCCCGCCUAUGCCGCCGCCGCCGCCUCCCGCGCGCAACGCGCCCGUACCGCAGAACUUCGCGUUCGCGCACCCGCAUCCGCAUCAACUCCCGCAAGCAUCAGCGUGUCCCGCAGGCGUAGGCGCAGGAAGCCAGCCCGUCACCACACCUCCUUUACGUGCCCCCACCAUCACGGUGCCAUGUUCGCUUCAAGCACAAGCGCAGGCGCAGCCUCAGGUCCAGGUCCAGAGGGCCGCGUCGCUGCAGUACAAGGCUAGCAUGCCGAACCUCAGCUCCGGCUCUACCCACAACCACCAUCAGAAUCAUAACCACGCCCAGAACGUGGGCGUCGGGCCCGGUAACAGCAGGCUGUACGACGUGCGCCUGACGAUCCGGUGGCCGGGCCGCGGCGAGGCCAAGAUCCUGGAGAGCGCGCGGCCGAGCGUGCGCGCUUUGCAGGAGAUGGCGGUCGCGUACGCGAGGUCGCACGGUUCGGCGUUCGAUAACGGGGCCAGCACCGGCGGUUCUACCAAUGCUGAUGGAAGCUUCUCGAUGAAGCUUAACCCUUUGCAUGCGCACCACCACCACUCGCCUACGGGUAGUGGGAGUGGUAGCGGUAAUGGUAGUGCUCUAGCACUCCGCGCCUGCGUGCGCAGGGCGGUGUUCGCCCCCGGCGAGGCGUACGAUAUGAGCGCGUACCGCGGCGACGACCUGACGAAGCUGUUUAAUGUGCUGAGCGCUGGCGGUAUACCGAGGUUCGAGGUCGAGGUUGAGGCUGUGGCGCCUGGGCAGGUGCAGGUCCAGACGCAAGUGCAGCAUUAAGCGCUGGUCUGGCGUGUUGGCCUUGCGUGUUGGUUCGUCCCGGCCGCGUA
This is a messenger RNA of Annulohypoxylon truncatum, 2012 nucleotides long. RefSeq lists its product as uncharacterized. The record is from RefSeq and is a predicted model, not a curated record. Bases 145 to 1962 code for a protein of 605 amino acids. NCBI's taxonomy places the organism in Eukaryota, Fungi, Ascomycota, Sordariomycetes, Xylariales, Hypoxylaceae. The transcript is spliced from 3 exons.